UUGGAGAAACCGUACUUUACGGCAGAUGGUAGAAGGGAUGCACGAGAGGGAACAGCGUGACUGACGCGCAGACCGGAAGCAGAAGGGACCAAAAAUGUCGCAACGAAGGAGGACGGCGUCCACGUUUUCCUCGUCACCGCCGCAUUCCACGCUGAUUGCGGUGGUUUUGCUCAUCUUCCUCGUCCGAGUGCAGGAUGUAACAGGAUGCCAGUUUUAUCCCGUCGGAGAGUAUCUGAAAUUCGUAAGGGUACCGGAGAAUCUGGAGAGGGGGACUGAAAUUCUUUCACUGGAGGUUCAUCCGAGAAAUCGACUCGUCAUUAUGCCGGUCGACAAGGAGGAGGACGCCGGUUUCUUUGAUUACAAGGAAACAAAUAAAACGCAUGUUUCUUUGAUCCUGGCGCAGUCUCUGGAAGACUUGGUGGACGCAGAAUCUCCGAGGAACCUAUUAAAAUUUCGCGUUACUUGCGAUUCAGGCACCGGCGACUCGUUGGUAUCGUCGCAUUUGUCAGUGACGGUCUACGUGGAGGAUAUAAACGAUCACGCGCCGCAAUUUGUCGAUGCGCCUUAUCACGUAACAGUGGACGAGCUUACGCCAGUCGGUGUGACGAUAUUUCGCGGGAUUCACGCGUUGGAUGGCGACAAGCCGAACACGCCGAACAGCGACGUCUAUUAUGCCAUCGUGAAGGGGAACGAGCAAGGGAAAUUUUCCCUAGAAUCCGGACACAGAACCGCCUUAAUACUUCGCAAGCAGAUCGACUACGACAGCGGAGAUCGCGAGUUCACGUUGAUUAUUACCGCGACCGAUCGAGGCGUUCCCGCCAGAAGCACAAACAGCACCGUGAAAAUAACCGUAGUGGACAACGAUGAUCUUGAUCCGAAGUUCACGCAGGACAUUUACAAGGCGAAAAUCUACGAGUUCUAUCCUAUUCCGAAGCAUCCAAUCUUCACGGAGAUCAAUUUCACCAAUCCGAUUCACGCGGCCGACCGCGAUCGCGACAUAAACGUGCCGGUGCGAUACGAUAUCAUAUCCGGCAACGAGCGGGGCUUCUUCCAUCUCGAUCCGAAGAAUGGCUCGCUGUUCCUGAAACGCGCGAUCGACCUCGACGCCGAGCGGAGUCUGCCGAGCAAUACGUUCAACCUACAGAUACACGCGUCGCAGGUGGACAACCCGUUGAAGAUGACGGUCGCGCGGGUCGAAGUAGAGGUGCUGGAUUUGAAUGAUAAUCUACCGCAGUUCGAGGUCGAUCUAUACAACAUCAGCAUCGUGGAGAAUCUGCCGAACGGCUUCAGCGUACUGCAGGUAAUCGCGCGCGAUAAAGAUCAGGGCGAGAACGGCCGGUUCGAUUAUCAGCUGGAGGAUUCGCACAGUGCGUUUUCCGUGGAUUCACGAUCCGGCUGGCUCACCGUCAGAGAUCAGACGGUCCUGGAUCGCGAGAGGCGCGAUCAUCUGAAGAUGAAGGUCUACGCCGUGGAGCAUAGACCGAGCGUCGUCGGUUCAAAGCCAUCCUCCGUGGAUGUCGAGGUCAGUCUGCUCGACGCCAACGACAACAAUCCCAUUUUCGUGCCUGGAAAUCUUUACGAGCUGGUAGCGCGGAGCGAUGUCAAAGUUGGCACUGUUCUGGGCCAGGUGCACGCGGUGGAUGACGAUCAGGGCCCCAACGGGCUGGUGCGCUACCGUUUGCAGAAGCCCGGUAACUCCACGCUGCGCAAACCCCCGUUCGCGGUCGACGAGAGCACGGGCGUGAUCACGGCGUCGGAGAGCCCGAUACUCGAAGGUAGACACGCGAUCUUUGUGGAAGCGGCCGAUCAACCGGCGAAUCCUAGCGAGAGAAGAUUUUCUCUGGCGGUUGUAACGGUGGACGUCUUCCGAGCGGACGGUCCAGAUUCAUGGGAACCAGAUUUCAUCGGCGCGCCCUACGAGUUCUGGGUCGGCGCAGACGUGCCUGUGGGUACCAGCGUCGGGCAGAUUCGUCUGAACGACGCCGUGAAAACCAACGACCUCAUCUACGAUCUGCUGCACGGUUACGAGGAGGGAGUUCCAUUUGCCGUGGAGGAGCGCUCAGGCACGAUCACGGUCGUGGAGGAGAUCGGGCGCUUCGACCAAUCUGCAUACGACUUCGAGGCGGUCGUCACCGACGAGAGGGACCUCACGCUCAUCACGAACGUUUCGAUCCACGUGGUGGAUCCGAGCGACGAGCGGGGCGUCUUGACGAAGGGAAUGACCACCGCUCCGCUGAUCUUCCAUGUAAAGGAGAACGUGCCCGGCGCGUUGAUCGGCCAAGUGCUACCGCACAACGGCACGGCGUCGACUGUGUCUGGCACUGAAUUUCUUAUCGUCAAUCAGCAGGAUGUGCCCGAUGUCGCCAUCAUGAGCGACGGCACUCUUUACGCUCCUCAGGGUUUGGACCGCGAGACGAGGCAGAACUACAGCAUCACCGUGAUUGCCGAGAGUUCGCGCGGCGUGGGCGUGUUUCAGGUGCGACUUAUCGUCGACGACGAAAAUGAUCACGCACCGGAAUUCACGUCGUCUAUUUACGAAGCCCGGAUUUUGGAAAACAGUCCUGCGGGCACGGAAGUCACCCUCACGAAUCCGAUUGCGGCGAACGACAGAGACGAGGGGCAAAAUCAGGACUUUGAGUUCGCUCUGCGGGGCGAGGGUAGCAGCCUGUUUAAAAUCGAUCCGACAACGGGCCAAGUGUAUUUCGCGGGCACCGACAAUAGGAUUCUGGAUCGCGAGACAAGGGCGAAUUAUGAAUUUCAAAUAAUCGCCAUUGACAGCGGCGGUCUGAAGUCGGAGAGCACUUUGAGAAUAACGGUGCUCGACGCGAACGACAACGCUCCGAAGUUUAUACGGAUGGUGGUCCUGCCGGAUCAGGGAGUGCACGUAUCGCAGAAUCCGGAUGUCGAUACAUCCACCGAAAAGGACGAGACGAAGGACGGAGGAGCGCAAGCCGAUAAUUCGGCGGACGGCAGCAGGCGACGCUCGCCGUUGCUGCUGGUGCCGGAGAACACGACGAUCGGCGUGCCAAUAAUCCGCCUGUUGGCGGACGAUAAGGACGAGGGCGCGAACGCGGCGAUAACGUAUAGUCUGAGCAACGAGACGAUUUCCGGUCGAGCCUUGCCACGUCGAUACGACGUCACCGCUCGGCGAUACUUCCAUCUCGAUCCACACACGGCCGAGAUAUCCGUCGUUCGGAGCCUGCUGCCGGAAAAGGACAUCCGGCUGUUCGUCCUGGCGCGAGACGCUGGCGGUCUCACGGACAACAUCACCGUCCGGAUCCGUAUAACCGAUGUGAACGAUCACGCGCCCGUCUUCGAUAAAUCUUGGUACACGUUCGACGUGGCUGAGGGCGCGUACGUCAAUCGCGCGGUCGGCACGGUGCGAGCGAUCGACGUCGAUUUCGGCGCGAACGGCGAUCUAAGCUACGAAUUGAUCACCAGUCACGAAGACUCGGGGCUGGCCAAAAACGCGUCGCGAUCGUUCGAUGUGGAUUCGCGCGAGGGUACGAUACGCGUGAGCGGGAUUCUCGAUCGGGAGCGAGUCACGACUCAUCGUCUUCUCGUGGUCGCUCGCGAUCGCGGCUCGCCGAGUCUGAGCUCCUCCGUCGAGGUGGAGAUCAACGUGCUGGAUGUGAACGACAACGCGCCGACGUUCCACGGCUACGACGAGCUGGAGCAAGUGACUCAAUUCCCAGUCUAUCGGGUGUCCGUUUUGGAGAACGGUCCGAUUGGCACACAAGUGACCAAGGUGUACGCGAACGACAGCGACUUUGCCGGCAAUGGAAACGGAUUGAUUCUGUUCGAUUUGAACCAUCAAGAUCGUGGGAUGGAGAAGCAGUACUUCGCAAUGGACAGUAAAGAAGGCGUCGUCACGACUAUCGCCAGACUCGAUUACGAAACCAAGAGCGAUUAUCGUCUAAUCGUGACAGCGAGCGAUCUCGGCUCACCGAUUAGCCUCACUUCCACUGCCGUGGUGCGCGUUACUGUACUGAAUGUCGACGAUGAGGAAGACAACGAGGUGCGCAAGAUACCGACCUUCCAGCAUCGAUACUACGAGGUGGAGGUUGACGAAAAUGCCUCGGUGCCGUUGCUGAUCGCGCAGCUCGACCUCGCCGACAAUUAUCACGACGAGCAUAUAAGAUACAGCGUCGUGGCCGACGGUUCCGACGGAAGAGAUCACUUCUCGAUCGAUCCUAAAAACGGUUCGCUGUAUCUGAUGACGGAGGUCGACCGUGAAGCGCGAGAUCGAUACGAAACGAAGGUGCGAGUCGAUCGACUGAAGAUCGGCCGCGGCAUGCCGGUGAUGAUCUACCCGAUCGUGGGCGAGAGACUCAACGGAUUGGCGCCCAACGAAGCCAGAGUAAUCGUCAGGGUGAAAGAUGUGAAUGACAACGCGCCCAGAUUCAAGUCCAAAGACAGACCCAUCCUCGCCGCUAUACCCGUCACUGCCCACUACGGCUACGAGGUCGUCAAAGUAGAGGUAGUGCAGCAGCGACGACUCAAAGUGAACCGAGCUCUUUAAUCCAUUUUGGUUUUAGGCGGCUUUUGUCCGCUCUUUUCCUCCUCGCAAACAUCUCUGACAAGUCCCUUCGGGCUUGAUUUAAUUUUCUGUAAUAGCUUUUCACGGCGGGCCACGGACAGACGGGGCGCCGAGAACGGGCGCAGCAGCAUCGCCAACGUUUUCGUGUACGUGUUGGACGAUCAGAAGCAGGUCGUCAUGGUCAUGGGACGCAAACCUAUCGAGAUCGAGUCUCAGCUCGAGAAUAUUACCAUCGCGCUGCAAAACGUCACCGGCUUGGACGUGCGAGUGAGAAAGCUGGAGCCGCACAUCGAAAAGAACUUGAUCGACGCAGCCUCCACUGACGUUUAUCUAUACGCGAUCGACCCGCACCUGAAUAUCAUGAUUGACAUGGAUACCUUGCACAGUGUUUUCACUAGCAAAAAGAUGGACAUAAAACGCGAGCUGGAUGAGUAUCGAGUACUGGAAAUCGCCGGUAACGCUCCACGUAGAGGUAGUCAACGUUAUUUAUUGUCCACCCUCGAAGUGGGUGUCGUGGUGCUCGGCUGCGUCGUCUUCGUAGGCGCCCUCGUGACCGCUCUAUGCGUUACUUGCGUUCGUCGCAAUAAACGUCGUAGACGACGUGACAAGGCCAUGUUCUCGACGGUCGGCCCGGUCGGAUUCGCUCUGACGGACCCCGCCGGCACUUUGCAAAAGCCGCCGCUCUUCCCCACCUUCGUCGAUGGGCUCCAUUAUGAUCCCGAGCCCUUCUGCUCUGAGAUGUCUAGGCGUCAGAGUAUAUGCGAGCAUGGCAAUAAUUGCGUUCGUUUUCACACAAUGAGUGGGGGUGGAAAACAUGCGGUGAGAUCGACGGGUACCUUGAAAGGCCUCGAGGCAUCCGCGACAUCCUUGCAUUCCAGCGGUCAGGAUUCUGGUAUCGUGGCGCGCACUUCCUGCCAUUGCAGUCACUCAUCCAGUCCUUCCAGCGGUGAAAGCAGCAACGGGUACGAGGACUCGCUCAAGUCGCUUCAGCGUCGCGAGCGAAGCAAUGACAUUUCACGGAGUCAUGAAAUCGCCAGCGUGGUCGGGAGACGGGCAACUUUAGCGGCGAAACGGCAGCAACGUUUUCAUUCUUUCUCGAACGGCGAAUCUGUUUAUACCCACGAGAUGACGAUGCAGCGGGAACAACAACACUGCUGCGUCGGCAGCGAGAACAGACGGAAAGCGGAGCAUCGCCGUGCGCAUUCCGAAGCGGAGAACAAUAUCACCGAGACGGUGAUACACGAGCACCCGGGAACGGAGAUCUCGUUGGGGAGCUCACUGCCGAACACGUCGACUCUUCACGGUACAUCAAGAGCCAGCCACAUGCUCUAUUAGUACCGUCGAUUUGUAAAAAAAGUGGCAAACUUCCAAGGAGCGCCGGAAUACAACGGCUGCGAACAUUUUUAUACGAUAGUUUAACUAUUUUUUUAAUACAAAUUUGCGUAUAAAUUAUUUUUGUACGCCGCUCACAGUGUCAUCUCGUUGCCAAAGUAUUCGCACGUCGAAUCAGAGAAUCACUCAUCACUGUAAAUACACGAUAUACUGUUUUCGAUAUUCGAUCUUCCAUGAUUCUUUUUGAUUAAUCGACAUAGGAUACAUCGUAGCGCGGUGGCAUCGUUAAGAUUAUUUAUCGCUAAGAUUAUUUAUCGCGCAAUUAUUAAAACGUGAGAUGAAUAUAAUAUGUAAAUUAAUAUAUUGUAUGAUUUUAUCGUGUACAGAUACAUUUUAUGAGAAAGAGUCUAUUAAAGAGAGUGGAUUAUACUCUCGAUCAUGUUAGCCGAUUUAUUUAAUAUAUAAUUUAUACGUUUGUAAAAUGUAACAAAGUGUAACAUAC
Messenger RNA from Linepithema humile (Argentine ant), 6374 nucleotides. NCBI's taxonomy places the organism in Eukaryota, Metazoa, Arthropoda, Insecta, Hymenoptera, Formicidae. The record is from RefSeq and is a predicted model, not a curated record.